This is a messenger RNA of Cuscuta epithymum, 4796 nucleotides long. The record is from the annotation of a GenBank genome assembly. Lineage: Eukaryota; Viridiplantae; Streptophyta; Magnoliopsida; Solanales; Convolvulaceae.
CAAUUAUUUAAUAAUGGAGGUAGUACUGUGUAAGACAUUAGAGUAUUAGGCUAUGUUGGAUGACCACUUCAGCUCAAAAUGAGCUGAAACUUGAUCAAUCUUAACAAUUGGCAUUUAGCCUUGUUUGGAUGAAGGGUUGAUCUUGACCUGACCUAAAACUAAUCAGCUGAUUUGAAACAUUACAAAUUGUAGCAUUUCAGGUUAGCCCGUUAACUCAUCGCAAGCUUAUGUUGACUUUAAUCUCCCAAAAUUCAAAUUUUAUCUUGUUUAUAUUAAAACAUUCAUUAUUAAGGUAACUUUACAUUUUUCUGUUGUUAUUUCAGUUGUGUUGUCAAACAAAUCUAUUUCAUUCAGAUAGCAUUUCAGUUUCAACAACUUCUAUCUAGCCCCAUACAAUAGUCUCUUAAUUAGACAAUAGAUUCCAACUUCAUCUUGUUUUUUCAAACAUAGCCUUCGACUACUCUUGCUAUCAAGUUGACAUUCUGGAAUGAAACCCCGAAUCUUAAGAUAUUAAAAGGGUUAGUACACUUAGUCAAUCACAUGAUUUGCCUCUUGUUUUCUCUAUAUGUAGCACUCAGCAUAUCACCAGCUCUUUUUUCUUAUUAACUUCCCUAAACUGUUUCAUUUUUAGUUGUCAUAAUAUGAAUGUAUAUCAUAUUCCAUGCAUUUUAUUAUAACUUUAAAGUUCAUGUUCAAUAACCUUUUAUAUUUCAUAUAAAGCUUAUUCCCAUUUUCUAGAUGCAAAAAGUCUAUACAGAGCUUCUUCACAGCUUCACACAUGUCUUUGUCCAAUACUCCAAUGAGCUUAAUGCUAUUGCCUAUUAGGGUGGUUCACAACUUCACACCAUUAUUUAUUAUCUCAUUUGGUGAUAAUAUAUUUCAGUCCACCAAAGCAUUGGAAAUUCGUUGAAGAAAAUAACAAGAUAGAGAACAACCAUGGAGCGGUCACAAUCUUUAUAUAGGCGCAACUCGCAAUUCAGAUCUAGACUGAGACACUAAAGAUAUUUUAUACUCCCUCUGUUCUCUAAUACUUGUCCCUCUUUCCAUUUUGGGUUGUUUUCUAAUAUUUGUCUCUCUUUCCAUUUUUGGAAAGUUUUUUCAAUAAAUAUAUACAUUUACCCUCAUUCUCUUUCCUAGUUUUCAUUCUCUUUCCUACUUUUUCAUUUAAAUACAACCCACUACACCUUUUAAAUUACGCCUAUUAUUUUCCUCUUAAAACUUGUGUCAAACCCUAUAAGGACAACUAAUGGAGAACGGAGGGAGUAUUAUUCUAUACAUCCCAUACAAUACCAAACUUAUUAAAAGCGAAAUAAAGCGACAAAAAGCGAGAAGCGUAGGCGAGCGAUGGCCUAUCGCUAAGCUUUACAGAAGCGCACCCCUGUAAGAAAGCGACGCUUUCUUCCGCCUUUCCUUGAGGCGUCGCUGCGCAAAAAGCGAGCGCUUUUGAUCGCCUCUCACAAAAAGCGACGGGUAGGUCAAAGUUGAGCCUAAGUUUUUUUUUAGUUUUAGUUUACUUAGGGUUACGAAUUAGGAUAGUUUCCAUUCGUAACGACGCCAAUCUGCUGAGCCGAAGACUCCAGGUAUUCUUCUUCAGAGCCGCGACAACCAGGAACGACGCCAAUCUGCUGAGCCGCUGAAGACUGAGAUUCUCCUUUCUUCUUCGGUUCUUCCAGCUGCUGAGGACUGAGGUAUUUCUCUUAGUCUGCUAUUAGCCUAUUACUCAUUGGUUCUUUCUUCUAAUCAUCUCGCCCUUUCUGCCGAUUGUGGAGCUUAAUUUCUGUUCUGCGGCUUCUGCCAGCCUUGUGUGUGAUUUUAUUAUUUGUUUUAGAAACUAGUUAAUUGCAGUUUAAUUGCAGCUCUGCCGAUUCUGGAACUAUUUCCAGUUUAGAAGAAAUUUUCUUAUAGUCUGCUAUUACUUAUUAUUUCAUUCUAGUUCAUUCUUCUGAUAAUCUCCCAAUCUCCCCUGUAAAAAUUACUCGAUGUGUGUGACCUUGUAUUUGUGCAGCCAUAUUCUCCUCUUUGUCAUGUUAAGGGAUAAAUACAGUUAUUUACUUUUGCUUAAGACAGUAUAUAUUAGUUAACGUAAAAUAAUAUAUAAAUAUUUACACUUGUUUAUGCACUCUUGUAGAAAAAAAAUGUAUAGACCACAAUCUAAAAGUGAGGAUCCAGCAUGGGAGCAUGGAUUAAGAGUCAAACAAGAUGACAACACGCAUGUUCAGUGCAUUUAUUGUGACAAAAUUACCAGUGGAGGUAUAUACCGUCACAAACAACACCUUGUUGGUGGCUUUAAAAGUGUUAAGGCAUGUCAAAAGUGUCCUCAAGAAGUCAAAGUUGCCAUGAAAGAGCUUCUUGACAACAAAAGUCAAAGAAAGGAAGCUAUGAAAGAGAACCUUUCAAGUCAUGAUUUUGAUGAUGAUGAUGUUGAGGAGAUGGAGUCUGUAGAUGGUACGAGCCACACAUCAUCGAUCAAAGGCCCCAUGAAUUUGUAUUUCAAAACAACUUCAAAAGAACAUGAAACUUUGAAACGAGCUAGAGGGGCAGAAGUAACUAUAGCAACUUGCAAAAAACAAUUGCAGGAAAAAGUUGUUGGCGCGUUUUCACGAUGGAUGUAUGAAGCUGGAUUGCCCUUUAACUGUGUCAAUUACAAGACAUUACAAAGUUUCAUUGAUGCUGUGGCACAACAUGGACCCGGAAUGAAAGCUCCUACAUACCAUGAAGUUCGAGUGCCAUAUCUUAAAAAGGAAGUAGAGCAUGUGAAAGAGCUUUUUAAACCACAUGAGGAUAUUUGCAAGCAGUACGGUUGCUCAUUGAUGAUGGAUAAGUGGACUGAUAGAAGGAAUCGCGCUUAUAUCAAUGUGUUAGUGAAUUGUUCACUUGGAUCUUAUAUUAUCCAAUCAGUUGAAGUAAGUUUGGACACUGUGAAUGGAGAGAAGAUGCUUGAGCUCUUUGAACUCUUUGUGAACAGAGUUGGAGGAGAAAAUGUUGUUCAAGUUAUUUCAGAUAACGCUUCUGAAAAUGUCAAAGCUGGUAAGUUUAUUUUAUACGUAAACUCAUAAUUUCUAAUAGUCUAAUAUAUAAUUUAAUUGAAUUUAAUUGUUUUUUUCAUUUUCUUUUCGUUUAGGCAAAGAUUUAAUGGAGAAGUACCCGACAAUUUAUUGGACACCAUGUGCUGCUCAUUGCAUUAAUUUGAUGUUCAAAGACAUAUUUGAGCUUAAGCACUUUCAGACAACCUACAAAAGAGCUCUGAAGUUGUCGGUUUACAUCCAUUCAAAAACAAAACUGCUGAACUUGUUUAGGAAAUUCACCGGAAAGAGAGAGUUGGUGAAGUUCGCUAAGACACGAUUUGCCACAACCUUCUUGACAUUCAAGAGGUUAAAGGAGCACAAGAAUAAGUUGAUCAAGCUUUUCAAUUGUGAGGAGUUCCUAACGAGCAACUAUUCCAAAGAAGAGGCUGCAAAGGAGUGUGGUAGAAUUGUUCAGAUGCCCUCCUUUUGGAACACACUUCAUGAGGCACUGAAAGUUGGAGGACCACUUAUGUCAACCCUUCGAAUGGUUGAUGGAGAUGUCAAGCCGGCUAUGGGAUAUGUCUAUCCUGCGAUGGAGUUGACAAAAGCAGCAAUAGCCAGAGCCUUUAAUAACAACCAAUCCAAGUUCAAGAAAGUGUUUGACAUAAUAGACACGAGAUGGACUUCGCAACUUCGUCAGCCAUUGCACGCAGCUGCCUUCUUCUUGAAUCCGGAUUUCUUUCGAUUUCCAGGCGAGUUAGAAGUAUCUUCUACCAUAAAUUCAGCUGAAGUGGUGAGUGGGUUUUAUGAAUGUUUGGAGAGGUUGGUUCCAAAUGAAGAUCUUCAAGCCAAAAUUGUUAAUGAAGUGUCCAUUUGGGAAUUAAGACGAGGACUAUUUAGCAGUUCAUUUGCGAAGAAGCAACGCGGCGUUAAACCCCCAGUUGAUUGGUGGACAUCUUUCGGUGCCAGUGCUCCCCAUUUAAAGGAAUUUGCAAUUAAGCUUCUUAGCUUAACAACAAGUGCAUCGGGAUGUGAGAGGAACUGGAGCGUAUUUGAGCAUGUAAGAAUAGUUAUUGUAAUGCAAGAGCCAAGAAUUUCAAUUUUUCUAUUCAUUUGACUAACUGAAAAAAUUUAAAUUACUUAACAGUUGCAUUCGAAGAGGAGAAGUCGUCUAGAAUACAACCGCCUCAAUGAUUUGGUAUUCGUUAAGUACAAUAGGGCUUUGAGGCGUCGCUGGGAAAUGCGUGAUUCUAUAGAUCCUAUUUGCUUGGAUUACAUAGACAUGGCAAAUGAAUGGUUGACCGGUGAAGUUGACGAUGCAAAUGAAGAGUUGGUCUUUGGUGAUGGAGAUGAUUUGACUUGGGGAGAUGUUGCAAAGUUUUCUGGUGUACAUGAUACCCCGUAUUCUCUUAGACGCAAUUCUAAAGAGAAAGAUAAAGCAGAAAGUUCCAAGUCUAAGGGAAAAGAGAAAGCCUCCACCCGUAGACUCGUUGAUGAAGAUGAGGACGAAGAUGAAGAGGAUGCUGGAGUCUAUGAUGAUGACAGUGAGGACUUUGAUACCUUACUUAUGGACGAAGAAGAACAAGACCAGUUUGAUGACGAGGAGGAUGAGUUGAUGGAAUGAGGAAGAUUCUAAGAACCGUUUUUAAUGAAACUAUGAAAUUGUGUGAUGAAUUUUUUUUCUUUAUGCCACACUAGUAUUUCCUUUAUGACUUUUAUGAUUAAUUAUGUGUUUUUGUGUGAUUUUGUGAUGAAUGUUUUGAAACUUUAUGCUGAACUAGUAUUAUUUUG